AUGGCAUCACCACCGACGACCAUCAACCUCAUCUCUCCCUCGAAAUACACCUCCUCCCCGCCGUCGACCUUCUCCCCGCCCCCGAUAGACUGGCUCCUGCGCACCUGGACCGUCACCCACUCCACGCUGGCCAUGUGGCGCGACGCCCGCAACGUGCGCAUCUCCUACGCCGCCCUGCCCGCCAAGCCCGACGGCACGGCCCGCAUCGACGACCUGGUCGAGUACGAGUCCAACAAGAGCACGCCCUCGACGGGCGUCAAGUCCGUCAAGGGCGUCGACACGGCCUCGCGCCCCGGCGGCGACACCUCCGCCUGGGACUGGAGGGGGAAAGGGUGGUUGUUCUUCGUGGGCAGCCACUGGGAGGUGCUCGGGUGGGGGGAGAGGACGACGGGGAACGGGGAGACGGAGCGCUGGGCCGUUACGUGGUUCGCGCCGACGCUGUUUACCAAGGAGGGCGUCGACGUGUACUGCGAUCGCAGGGAGGGGCUCAGUGAGGGGACGUACAAGGAGGUUUUGGAGGCGUUGAAGGGGUUGGAGGCGGGUGAGGUGGCGAGCAUGGUUGAGAAGGAUAUGUUGCCUGUUGAGAUUUCGUUGCCGUGGAAGGAGAGUUAG
This is a messenger RNA of Colletotrichum karsti, 612 nucleotides long. RefSeq lists its product as uncharacterized. The transcript has a single exon. The record is from RefSeq and is a predicted model, not a curated record. Bases 1 to 612 code for a protein of 203 amino acids. Lineage: Eukaryota; Fungi; Ascomycota; Sordariomycetes; Glomerellales; Glomerellaceae.